CUGGGCGCGGCGUCUGGCUAGCAGCUGCGAUCAAAGUGCGACCGGUGGCAGAGACUCACACAGAAGAGAGCUUGGCGCUGUCUCUGAGGGGCCUGGGCUGCCCUGACGAAGCGACCAUGCUUCGGUUUAUUUCCAGAGUUCUUGCCUUCUUCCGGAGGAGGGUGGACUCGUCGGAGGCCGAGAGGGAGCAGCAUAUGAGGCUCUUGGAAGGUGGCACCAGGUUGAAAACUGUGCAAGGAGUUGUGACGAAUAUCUAUAGUGAUUAUGGUUUGAUUGAUGACUUAAUCUACUUCAGUAGUGAUGUCGUGACUGGCGAUGUCCCUCUGAAGGUUGGACAAGAAGUCACUGCCAUUGUGGGAAAAGAUAAAACAUAUGGAUUGAAAGCAAUCAAAGUGGAUGCGCUCUGUGACAGUUGCCAUGGCAAUGGGCCCCCGGACUCCUAUGCUAGAGUUUCAUUUGGCUGUGUUUCCACUGUCGUGGAAGGCGCUAACUACAUUGAUCACACAACCUACUUCUCUCUAGAUGUCGUUUGUAAAGGUUUCGAGCCUUACCAGGGGGACCGAGUAGAAGUUGAGUUUUGCACCCCAUCGGACACACUGAGCAGAAGAGCCCUGUCGGUGAAGCCUCAGAGACAUAAGCAUGUGCAUGAGGUCUGCAUUACUAGCCUCCAUGGAAGAAAUGGGGUGAUAGAUGAUAGCAUCUUUUUCACCUUGGAAUCUCUGAAGCUUCCUGCUGGAUACACACCUCAAGUAUCCGAUGUUGUUAACGCUGUCGUGGUGGAGAGCAUUCAGUCCUGCUAUACUUGGAGGGCGAUUUCUAUGACUCCAGUGAAAAGGUUAAAGGUGGACGAGAUGGGACCUGCUGUGGGAUCUCACCACCUCCCAGGCCCGGAGAGCCCCUGCAUUCCGCGUUACCAGGCAUGGAAUCCCCAGCGUAACUAA
Messenger RNA from Mustela erminea (ermine), 941 nucleotides. RefSeq names its product cancer/testis antigen 55 (gene CT55). NCBI's taxonomy places the organism in Eukaryota, Metazoa, Chordata, Mammalia, Carnivora, Mustelidae. The transcript is spliced from 6 exons. The record is from RefSeq and is a predicted model, not a curated record. The coding region runs from base 117 to 941 and encodes 274 amino acids.